CCCCGGGGCUGCCCCAGCCCCCGAAAGCCGCCCCGGAGCCACAGCCCGGCCUCGUCGGAGAACUCCAGAGCGUCUGGGCCCCGGAGGUCGGCCCUCAGACCCCCCGCGGACGUCCGGCCUCCGAUCCGCCCCCGCCGCGGGAGCGCUGGGCCGCGGGGAAGCUGGGCGAAGCCUUCCAGUUUCCGUUUCCAGCUGCCCUGGCCGAGGAGAAUGGGGCCUUCGCAGCCUGAAGAAUGAAGACACGACAGAACAAGGACUCAAUGUCGAUGCGGAGCGGACGGAAGAAGGAGGCCCCGGGACCCCGGGAGGAGCUGCGAUCCCGGGGUCGGGCCUCGCCGGGGGGAGCCAGCUCCUCCAGCAGUGAUGGAAAAGCAGAGAAGUCCAGGCAGGCGGCGAAGAAGGGCCGUGCGGAGGAGCCCACCACCCCCAAAGGCAGCAAGCAGGGUCCGAACGAGAUCUCCGAGAGCGAAGGCGAAGAGACCAGUGCCCCCAAGAAGCCCAAAACCGAGGAACGGCCCCGGCCUCAGUCGCCCUCCGACCUGGACAGCCUGGACGGGCGGAGUCUGAACGGCGACACGAGCAGCGACCCCCGGGACAUCGACCAGGACAACCGAAGUACCUCCCCCAGCAUUUACAGCCCCGGCAGCGUGGAGAACGACUCCGACUCUUCCUCCGGCCUGGCCCAGGGCCCCGCCCGCCCCUACCACCCGCCGCCCCCCGACGGCGCCCCGCGCCCCCCGGACCACCCCGCCGGCUACCGGCCCCCGGCGGAGCCCCCGGCCGCCAGGCUGUUCCAGGCUCUGCCCGGGGCACCCCCGGCCCACCCCCAGCUGUACGGCGGGGCCGCCGGCGGGGGCCUGCUGGCCGGCCCCAAGGUAGGAGGUGCCACCCCGGCCGCGGGCACCCCCGGCCCAGGGAAGCAGCAGCACCCCCCGCCCACCACCCCCAUUUCCUUGUCCGGGCCGGGGGCCGGCGGGCCCCCCGCCAAGCCUCCCCCGCCCCCCGGGGUAGGCGGCAACCCACCUCCCGCUCCCCCGCCAGCACCCUUCCCCCACGUGGCCCCCAAUCUGCCCCCGCCCCCGGCCCUGCGGCCCCUCAACAAUGCCCCGGCCUCCUCCCCGGGGCUGGGCGGCCAGCCUCUGCCCGGGCACCUCCCCUCUCCCCACGCCGUGGGGCAGGGGCUGGGCGGGCUGGCCACCGGCCCUGACAAGGGCCCCGCCCUGGCCCCCUCGCCCCACCCGAUGCCCCCCGCGGCCGCUGCCACCCCCUCCUCCUCCAGCCCGGCCGCCCCUCUGAGGUACCACUACGCCUCUUCCGGUGGUUCGGCCUCUGCCUCCUCUGGCCCUUCUUCCUGCCCUCCCUCGUCGUCGUCCUCCUCCUCCUCCUCUUCCUCCUCCUCCUCCUCCUCCUCCUCCUCCUCUUCCUCGACGGCCUCCCAGUACCCGGCUUCCCAGGCGCUGCCCAGUUACCCCCACUCCUUCCCUCCCCCAGCCGGCCUGUCGGUGUCCAGCCAGCCCCCCAAGUACACUCAGCCGUCCCUGCCUUCGCAGCCGGUGUGGAGCCAGGCGCCCCCGCCCCCCCCGCCCUACGGCCGCCUCCUGGCCAACGCCAACAGCCACCCGGCCCCCUUCCCCGCCCCACCAGCCGGGCAGCCUCCCUCCCACCCCCCGGCCCCGCCUCACCACCACCUCCAUCACCACCAACAGCAGGCCCAGCCGCAGCACGGGGGGCCCGGGGGGUACCCCCACCCGCUGGAGGGCAGCGCCGCUCACCACUCGCACCCCUACGCCCUGUCCCUGCGCCCCUACCCGCCGGGCCCGGCCCACCUCCCUCCACCCUCCCACGGCCAGGCUCCCUACGGCCAAGCCGCCCCGCCUGGGCCCACCGCUUCUGCUGCCUCAGCUGCCAUCGCCUCCUCCUCCUCCUCCUCCUCCUCCUCCUCUUCUUCCUCCUGCCCCUCUUCUUCCUCCUCCUCUUCUUCCUCCUCUCAAGGGCCCUACCCCUGCUCCCACCCGUCCCCGUCCCAGGGCCCCCCUCCCGCCCCGUACUCCUUCCCCCCAGCCCCCCCUGUCACCUCAGCCACCCUGUCCACCGUCAUCGCCACGGUCACCUCCUCCCCGGCCAGCUACAAAACGGCCUCCCCGCCCGGACCCCCAUCCUACGGCAAGCGCCCCCCGUCCCCCGGGCCCUACAAGACGGCCACCCCUCCGGGGUAUAAGCCGGGGUCUCCCCCCACCUUCCGCACGGCGACCCCGCCGAGUUACCGGGGCGCCUCGCCCCCGGGAGCCCCCGGGACUUUCAAGCCGGGCUCGCCCCCGGCGGGGCCCGGGCCGCCCCUCAGCGCGGCUCAGAUCAAACAGGAGCCGGCCGAGGAGUACGAGGGGCCCGAGAGCCCGGCCCCCGCCGUCCGCAGCCCCUCGCCGGCCCCCAAGGUGGUGGACGUGCCCAGCCACGCCAGCCAGUCAGCCAGGUUCAACAAACACCUGGACCGCGGGUUCAACUCGUGCGCGCGCAGCGACCUGUACUUCGUGCCCCUCGACGGCUCCAAGCUGGCCAAGAAGCGCGCGGACCUGCUGGAGAAGGGGCGGCGCGAGGCCGAGCAGCGCGCGCGCGAGGAGAAGGAGCGAGAGCGAGAGCGCGAGCGCGAGAAGGAGCGCGAGCGGGAGAAGGAGCGCGAGCUCGAGCGGAGCGUGAAACUGGCCCAGGAGGGCCGGGCCCCGGUGGAGUGCCCGUCGCUGGGUCCGGUGGCCCACCGCCCGCCCUUCGAGCCCGGCAGCGCGGUGGCCACGGUGCCCCCGUACCUGGGCCCGGACACGCCGGCCCUGCGCACCCUGAGCGAGUACGCCCGGCCCCACGUCAUGUCUCCCGGCAACCGCAACCACCCGUUCUACGUGCCGCUGGGCGCCGUGGACCCGGGCCUGCUGGGCUACAACGUGCCGGCCCUGUACAGCAGCGACCCGGCCGCCCGCGAGCGGGAGCGCGAGGCCCGGGAGCGCGACCUGCGGGACCGGCUGAAGCCCGGCUUCGAGGUCAAGCCCGGCGAGCUGGAGCCGCUGCACGGCGUCCCCGGGCCCAGCCUGGACCCCUUCCCCCGGCACGGCGGCCUGGCCCUGCAGCCCGCCCCGCCCGGCCUGCAUCCCUUCCCCUUCCACCCGGGCCUGGGGCCCCUGGAGCGGGAGCGGUUGGCGCUGACGGCCGGGCCCGCCCUCCGGCCCGACAUGUCCUACGCCGAGCGGUUGGCGGCGGAGAGGCAGCACGCGGAGCGGGUGUCGGCCCUGGGCGGCGACCCCCUGGCCCGGCUGCAGAUGCUCAACGUGACCCCACAUCAUCACCAGCAUUCCCACAUCCACUCCCACCUCCACCUCCACCAGCAGGACGCCAUCCACGCCGCCUCCACCUCAGUGCACCCGCUCAUCGACCCCCUGGCCUCCGGGUCCCACCUCACCCGGAUCCCCUAUCCGGCCGGGACCAUCCCCAACCCGCUCCUGCCUCACCCCCUGCACGAGAACGAGGUUCUGCGUCACCAGCUCUUCGCCGCCCCGUACCGGGACCUGCCGGCCUCGCUCUCGGCCCCCAUGUCGGCGGCCCACCAGCUGCAGGCCAUGCACGCCCAGUCCGCCGAGCUGCAGCGCCUGGCCCUGGAGCAGCAGCAGUGGCUGCAUGCCCAUCACCCCCUGCAUGGGGUACCCUUGCCAGCCCAGGAGGACUAUUACAGUCACCUGAAGAAGGAGGGCGACAAGCCCAUGUGAGCUUCGCCAUCCGCCUCCACCCCCAGCCGCCCGGGCCGGGGAGAGCCGCCCGCACGGAGCCACCGACCGAGCACACCAGCC
This is a messenger RNA of Tachyglossus aculeatus (Australian echidna), 3830 nucleotides long. RefSeq names its product atrophin 1 (gene ATN1). Gene Ontology annotation, molecular function: transcription corepressor activity. The record is from RefSeq and is a predicted model, not a curated record. NCBI's taxonomy places the organism in Eukaryota, Metazoa, Chordata, Mammalia, Monotremata, Tachyglossidae. Gene Ontology annotation, cellular component: nucleus.